GGGAGAUGAAAAUUUAGGAGUGAAAUGUUGAUGAUGUGACGCAAAAAAACGAUAUAGGGGGGAAAAUUUAGGGGGAACGCUUGCGGAUAGCCUCAGAGUACGUGCGGUCAGUGUGACUGAACUGAUGCUCGCCGCUCGCGUGUCGCAAAGGAAUCGGACUACAUGGCGUCGACCUGGAGAGCCAAGACGGUGGGUCCAGCGGUCCCGUCGGCGUACCUCGACAACCGGCUGCCGGACGACACAUCCUACGGCUUCCACCUCUACACGCCUAUGACGGAGACGACGAAGGCCUGGCUGGACGCUAGGCCCGCGCGCUCGGUCGUGUACGCCUCUUUAGGCAGCAUCGCCAAGCCAGACGCGGCUCAGACGGCGGAGAUGGCGGAGGGGCUGUACGGCAGCGGCAAGGCCUUCCUGUGGGUCGUCAGGGCCUCGGAGAGCGCGAAGCUACCUGAAAACUUCGCCGGCAGGACCACCGAGGAGAGGGGCCUCGUCGUGACAUGGAGCCCUCAGCUCGAGGUGCUGGCGCACCCGGCUGUGGGGUGCUUCGUGACGCACUGCGGGUGGAACUCGACGAUGGAGGCGCUGGGUGCCGGCGUGCCGAUGGUGGCCAUGCCGCAGUGGUCGGACCAGACCAUGAACGCCAAGUACAUCGAGGACGUGUGGCGCGUAGGCGUGCGAGUGCGCCCGGACGGGAGAGGCGUGGUGAGGAAGGAGGAGCUCGAGAGGUGCGUGAGGGAGGUGAUGGAAGGAGAGAGGAGCUUGGACUACAUCCGGAACGCUGCCGGCUGGAAGGAGAAGGCCAGGAGUGCCAUGAGCGAAGGCGGCAGCUCCGACAAGAACGUCCUAGAUUUCCUUGGCGCGCUUGGACUGAAAAAAUAAAUGGCCGGGGCAGAUGUCUUUGGGACUUGCUUGUUUCAGCGCCCCCUCUUCAGUUAUUGUUCUCUUUCCUGGGCCCUUGUUGUUGUGGAAUAAUGUGCGGCGUUGGCUGCAAGGUAAAAUCAGUUGUGACAGUGAAGCUAAUUUACUGAAACUGAUAUGUAGGGGUGAAAACGGGUAGGGUACCCGAAACGGGUACCGGAUACGGAUACUGAUUCGGGACCAUUUUUCGGA
Molecule: messenger RNA, 1110 nt
Organism: Zea mays
Lineage: Eukaryota; Viridiplantae; Streptophyta; Magnoliopsida; Poales; Poaceae
Product: crocetin glucosyltransferase 2
Exons: 1
Coding region: 163-879 (238 amino acids)
Molecular function (GO): quercetin 7-O-glucosyltransferase activity; quercetin 3-O-glucosyltransferase activity
Source: RefSeq, a predicted model, not a curated record